AUGGCAACAGCCGAGCGCCUCCUUCCGGAUGCUGAAGCUGCCGAUGCAGCUGCCGUCACCAUCGAGGAGGUGGAGAAGCACAACAGCCGCAGUGAUGCCUGGAUCGUCUUGAACGGCGAGGCUCUCGACGUAACGAAUUGGAUUCCGCUCCACCCUGGCGGAGAACAAACCAUAUCUGCUUUCCUGGGCAAGGACGCAUCCACGGAGUGGAACAUGAUCCACCAGCCUGGGACCGUUGAGCGGCAUGGACGCUUCGUGAAGAAACUGGGGCGCGUCGCCAGCGUCGACCCUCCGGCAGCGAUGCAGGGAGCGGGUGGCUACGGUUCCGGUGCCAGAGGCUUCUUUCUGCUGAGCUGCUGCCGAAGAAGGAAAGAUGUACCUAUACCCCGAGAACCUGCUCUGAGUAUGAGGGUCCCUAUAGUAUGA
Molecule: messenger RNA, 426 nt
Organism: Symbiodinium sp. CCMP2592
Lineage: Eukaryota; Dinophyceae; Suessiales; Symbiodiniaceae
Source: the annotation of a GenBank genome assembly